AUGCACUUCAUCAACACCCUCCUCUCCCUCGCCGGUGCUGCGACACUAGCCAGUGCCUUGGGCAGCAGCUGUCAAGAUAGCGGUGUCUGCGCGGGCAUCAAUGCCAACCUGAGUUCAGCCAUUGAACAGCUGAAGGGGAUGGACCAGCACCAGAGAUUCUCAGACGGACAGCUCAUCACCUGCGUCGACACAGACAGUGAGGGCAGCUCCUCCCUCUGUCUCUCCUACCAGGACACUGGUCGAUCAUGGACCGUUUUCCAGACCGCCUGGUUUGCCCAGACACUGAUAGAGCAAGGAUGCCAGGCCUGUGGAAGCCUAUCCUUGGGCUCGGAUCAUGGAGUGCUGGCCUCCAACGUUAUCACAAAGACGGCUGGCGGCCUGGACACCUCCGAAGCUCGUCGUGGAAUGGACAUGGUUCAAUUGGUAGCAAGAGCUGGGAACCGAUGA
Trichoderma asperellum CBS 433.97 is the source of this 447-nucleotide messenger RNA. RefSeq lists its product as uncharacterized. The record is from RefSeq and is a predicted model, not a curated record. Lineage: Eukaryota; Fungi; Ascomycota; Sordariomycetes; Hypocreales; Hypocreaceae. Gene Ontology annotation, cellular component: extracellular region.